Hippocampus comes (tiger tail seahorse) is the source of this 920-nucleotide messenger RNA. It is a transcript of the gene prdx3, whose product is annotated as peroxiredoxin 3. The record is from RefSeq and is a predicted model, not a curated record. NCBI's taxonomy places the organism in Eukaryota, Metazoa, Chordata, Actinopteri, Syngnathiformes, Syngnathidae. Bases 90 to 815 code for a protein of 241 amino acids. Gene Ontology annotation, cellular component: mitochondrion; cytosol. The transcript is spliced from 7 exons. Gene Ontology annotation, biological process: cell redox homeostasis; hydrogen peroxide catabolic process; cellular response to stress. Gene Ontology annotation, molecular function: thioredoxin peroxidase activity.
AUAGUACAAUUAUAUACUAUACUGUCGUAUAUAAUUCGGUCAUGCGCGAUGUAGUAACGUCCAACCGCACUCUUCUGACAUAAUCCAAAAUGGCAGCCAGCAUUGGAAGUCUACUCAGGACGUCUGCAAGAGUUGCAGUCGCAUGUCGACAAGGAGUUGCUGCAGCUGGACAAAUUGUGUCUGCUUCUGCACUUCACAGGGCCUGUUUCUCUACCAGCUCGAGCAGAUGGAUCGCUGCAGUCACUCAACCAGCACCUGCUUUUAAAGCCACAGCGGUCCAGAAUGGGGAAUUCAAGGAGAUGAGCCUCGCUGACUUCAAGGGCAAAUACUUGGUCCUCUUCUUUUACCCACUGGAUUUCACCUUCGUGUGCCCAACAGAGAUAAUCUCAUUCAGCGACAAGGCAAAUGAGUUCCAUGACAUCAACUGCGAGGUAGUGGGUGUGUCUGUGGACUCUCACUUCACACACCUAGCGUGGACCAACACACCUCGCAAGACCGGAGGCUUGGGCAGCAUUCACAUACCUCUGCUCUCCGACCUCAAUAAGCAGAUUUCCAGAGACUAUGGCGUACUGCUGGAGGACUCAGGCAUUGCUCUGAGGGGUCUGUUCAUCAUCGAUCCAAAUGGUGUGGUGAAACACAUGAGCGUAAAUGACCUGCCAGUGGGUCGUUGUGUUGAAGAGACCCUUCGUCUUGUGAAGGCUUUCCAGUUCGUGGAGACCCACGGUGAGGUGUGUCCAGCAAGCUGGACUCCCAAGUCGCCAACAAUCAAACCAACCCCUGAAGGAUCAAAAGAGUAUUUUGAAAAUGUCAACUGAUGGUAAAUCCCGACAUGUCCAUGUAAAGUUUUUGUUUGAUGCACUGUGACUUGGACAAUCAUGCUAAUAAAAGCUCCUUUAUGGGGAAAAAAAUAGUAAAAUCUC